AUGGAUCUCUGUACGUCGUUUGAGAAGCUUUCUGCGGGAAACGGUAAUCGUUCCCCCCUAAAAAAGUCGAGCAAGGAAGCCGUGCGAGGAAAGAUGCACGUUAUCAAGCGCAAUGGGCGCAAAGAGGAUGUUCAUUUUGAUAAAAUUACUUCAAGGAUUGCCAAACAAUGUUAUAACUUAGAUAUGAAUUAUGUAGAUCCAUCUGCUGUAGCGAUUCAAGUGAUACGUGGUUUAUAUUCGGGAGUAACUACAGUUGUUCUUGAUAAUCUUGCGGCUGAAACUGCAGCUACUAUGGCAACUAAUCACCCUGAUUAUGCUAUAUUAGCUGCAAGAAUUGAUGUGUCUAACCUACACAAGGAAACCAAGAAGACCUUCAGUGAGGUUAUGCAUGACUUGUAUUAUGCCAAAAAUUCUGUUACAAAUGAACAUACUCCUAUAAUCAACGAACAUUAUUAUAACAUCAUUAAGAAUAAUGCGGAGAGACUGGAUUCUGCUAUAAUAUAUGAUCGAGACUUCAAUUAUAAUUAUAUUGGUUUUAAAACACUCGAGAGAAGCUAUCUGCUGAAAAUUAAUGGCAAAAUAGUUGAGAGGCCUCAACAUAUGUUGAUGAGAGUGGCUGUUGGUAUUCACGAAAAUGACAUUGACAAAGCUAUAGAGACGUACAAUUAUUUGUCUGAACGAUAUUUUACGCAUGCUUCACCAACACUAUUUAACGCCUGUACCAACAAUCAGCAGAUGUCCAGUUGUUUUCUCCUAACUCUUGAAGACGAUAGUAUAAAGGGUAUUUACAGCACGCUAAAAAAAUGCUCACUCAUUAGCAAGUACGCUGGUGGCAUAGGACUCAAUGUACAUUGCAUUCGUGCCAAAAGUGCGGAAGAUACGAAUACAACUAACGGAUUGGUUUCUGUUUUAAAGUUGUAUAAUGAAAUAGCUGUUUAUGUUGAUCAAGGAGGAAACAAAAGACCAGGAGCGUUUGCUAUUUAUUUAGAGCCAUGGCAUGCUGAUAUUUUUGAUUUUUUAGAGCUUAAGAGGAACAUUGGCGAUGGAAAUAUGCGAGCCAGAGACUUAUUUUAUGGUCUGUGGAUACCGGAUCUUUUCAUGGAACGUGUGUACAACGAUGAGAUGUGGAGCUUAAUGUGUCCAUAUGAAUCUCCUGGUUUGGCUGACGUUUGGGGUGACGAAUUUAAAGAAUUGUAUAUUAGAUACGAGAAGGAAGGUCGUUAUAAGAAGAAAGUGGCCGCCAGGAUUGUAUGGAUCGCCAUUCUCAGAUCCCAAGUAGAGACUGGAACACCUUAUAUGCUUUAUAAAGAUCAAUGUAAUCGAAAAUCGAAUCACCAGCAUAUAGGCACUAUCAAAUGUAGCAAUCUGUGUACUGAAAUUGUUGAAUAUUCUGGUCCUGGAGAAGUUGCUGUGUGCAAUUUAGCAUCUAUUGCUGUCAACAUGUUUGUUAAUACAGAUACCAAGACUUUUGAUUUUGAUAAACUUAAAACAGUCGCAAAAAUUGUCACCCGCAAUCUAGAUAAAGUCAUUGACGUUAAUUUUUAUCCUAUCCCAGAGACGAAAACAUCUAAUCAAAGACACAGACCUAUUGGUAUCGGAAUACAAGGUCUAGCUGAUGCGUUUCUAUUAAUGCGAUAUCCUUUCGAGAGCAAAGAAGCAAAGGAGCUCAACAUAAAAAUCUUUGAGACGCUCUAUUAUGGUGCCUUAGAAUCUAGUUGUGAAUUAGCUGCGGAAAAAGGUACUUACGAAACAUAUCAAGGUAGUCCGGUCAGCAAAGGCAUCCUCCAAUAUGACAUGUGGAACGUUAAACCAACAGAUCUGUGGGAUUGGGAUGAAUUGAAGAGGAAGAUCGCGAAGCACGGAGUGAGGAAUUCGCUUUUAAUAGCACCUAUGCCAACGGCCUCGACGGCACAGAUUUUAGGGAAUAACGAAUCCAUUGAACCGUACACGAGCAAUAUCUACGUGAGGCGCGUAUUAUCUGGAGAGUUUGUCAUCGUCAAUCCGCAUCUGCUACGAGAUUUGACUGCCAGAGGAUUAUGGGAUGAAGAUAUGCAAAACGAGAUACUCGCGAAUUUUGGAUCUGUUCAAAACAUUGAACGUAUUCCCGACGAUUUGAAAGUGCUUUACAAGACAGUAUGGGAGAUACCACAGAAAGUAAUUCUCGAAAUGGCAGCUGACCGAGGAGCUUUCAUUGAUCAAUCGCAAUCUCUAAAUGUACACAUAGGCGAUCCAACAACUGAGAAACUCACGUCGAUGCAUUUCUUCGGUUGGAGAAAGGGCCUAAAGACUGGCAUGUACUAUCUGAGAACAAAGCCAGCCGCAAAUCCUAUACAGUUUACUGUGGACCAGUCGAAAUUACAAAGUCGUGAUUCCAUAUCAAAUGAUUCCAACAACAGCAUCUCUACUAUUAGUAAUACACCUAUUGAGUCGCCUAACAAAGAUGUCAACGAUGACGAUGAUAAUCCCGAAAACCGAAAACAAUUAAGUCAGCAAGCGCGAAAAAACUUGGAAGCGAUGCUCGUUUGCUCGCGUAAGAACGGGGACGCUUGCACGGCAUGUAGCUCCUGAAGGUUUAUUACUUUUAACUUUUAACCUCUUGUAUCGGAAAUAUAUAUAUAUAAUACAUCGUUUUUUUACCUUUGUAAAUUAUGUAAACAGAAACGUAUUUUUUGGCGUGAAUAUUCUCAAUUUAAUUACAUUGUUAAAUUGAUAAAAUGAUUCGAUAAAUAUAUAAUAUUAAAGAGGAAAAAAUAAUAAAAUUAAAUAAAAUUAAAACUAAUAAGAUUUUGUAAAUCUGAAUACCAUUUGUUUUUCAUAUGUACAUUUUCUACGUCUAGUAUAUUAAGCUUUAUCCUUUAAAAUGAAAUGCAGAAAUUGAAUACAAGAAAUAUAUUUUUAAGUAUAUAUGAAAUGUUUUUAUUGAAUCAAAGAAUUAAAGCAGUACCUUGAAAAAA
Monomorium pharaonis (pharaoh ant) is the source of this 2954-nucleotide messenger RNA. It is a transcript of the gene RnrL, whose product is annotated as ribonucleoside-diphosphate reductase large subunit. Gene Ontology annotation, molecular function: ribonucleoside-diphosphate reductase activity, thioredoxin disulfide as acceptor; ATP binding. The record is from RefSeq and is a predicted model, not a curated record. Gene Ontology annotation, cellular component: ribonucleoside-diphosphate reductase complex. Lineage: Eukaryota; Metazoa; Arthropoda; Insecta; Hymenoptera; Formicidae. The transcript is spliced from 11 exons. Bases 1 to 2568 code for a protein of 855 amino acids. Gene Ontology annotation, biological process: deoxyribonucleotide biosynthetic process; DNA replication.